Messenger RNA from Phytophthora sojae, 1659 nucleotides. RefSeq lists its product as hypothetical. Gene Ontology annotation, biological process: response to hydrogen peroxide; hydrogen peroxide catabolic process. Gene Ontology annotation, molecular function: catalase activity; heme binding. Bases 1 to 1659 code for a protein of 552 amino acids. The record is from RefSeq and is a predicted model, not a curated record. Lineage: Eukaryota; Oomycota; Peronosporomycetes; Peronosporales; Peronosporaceae. Gene Ontology annotation, cellular component: peroxisome; cytoplasm; mitochondrion. The transcript is spliced from 4 exons.
AUGCACGGUAUCACGCUCAACAACGUUUGGAGCAAGGUCUUGGGCAUUUUCGCCUACGGUCUGCUGGAGUUGAUAUUGUUUGGCGUGUUGGCCACCAUCAUCCGACGCAACAGCGGCAUCCGGGCGCUGUACCAGUUGGCCUUCGUUCUCGAGACUCAGAUGCCGCUAGUGCAAGCCAAAUUCGCGCUCUGGGUGAUGAUGAUGCUGGCCUUCCGAGUCACGCAUUUCGCUCUGAUGGCCGAUGACUUCGCCUCCGGGAUCGUUCACUUCAAUUUGCGGCGUCCUCGUCAAGCGACCAACACUACGACCAACACUCCACCAACUUCAACUUCAACUCAAAUCAUGGCUCCCGCUGCCCCGCCAGUCGCCACCACGAGCAACGGAGCCCCCUUACCUCCCUCUGGGCUCACCGCUUCGGCCACAGCUGGCCCGCGCGGCCCCAUCGUGCUGCAGGACUUCGCUCUGCUGGACCACCUCGCGCACUUCGACCGGGAGCGGAUCCCUGAGCGCGUCGUGCACGCCAAGGGCGCCGGCGCCUUCGGCUACUUCGAGGUCACGCACGAGACGGCCACCAAGUACUCGCGCGCCAAGCUGUUCUCCUCCGUGGGCAAGUGCACGCCCGUGGCCGUCCGCUUCUCGACCAUCGGAGGGGAACUGGGCAGCGCCGACACGGUGCGAGACCCGCGCGGCUUCGCCAUCAAGCUCUAUACGGAGGAGGGCAACUGGGACCUCGUGGGCAACAACACGCCCAUCUUCUUCAUCCGCGACCCGAUCCUCUUCCCGAGCUUCAUCCACACGCAGAAGCGCCUGCCCAGCACGCACCUCAAGGAUACCAUGAUGUGGGACUUCUUCUCGCUGCGUCCGGAGACGUUGCACCAGCAGACCUUCCUCUUCUCGGACCGCGGCAUCCCGGACGGCUUCCGCCACAUGAACGGCUACGGCAGCCACACGUACGUCAACGUGAACGCCCAGGGAGAGGUUACCUACGUCAAAUAUCACUUCAAGACGGACCAGGGCAUCCGCAACCUGCCAGUGGACGAAGCUGCCGCUCUCGCGAGCUCCGACCCGGACUACGCCAUCCGCGACCUGACUUCCCCACCUGGACGCUACGAUGACGCCCGAGCAAGCGGCCAAGGAGAGCGUGAACCCCUUCGACGUCACCAAGGUCUGGCCGCACAGCGCGUAUCCGCUGCAGGAGCACCAAACCGACCGGUGCUGAACCGCAACCCGAAGAACUACUUUGCCGAGGUGGAGCAGCUCGCGUUCUCGCCGUCGCACAUGGUGCCCGGUAUUGAGCCCUCGCCCGACAAAAUGCUGCAGGGACGACUGUUCUCGUACCCGGACACGCAGCGGCACCGACUCGGACCAAACUACCAGCAGAUCCCAGUGAAUAAACCCCUCAACGAGCUGCGGACCUACCAGCGCGACGGCUUCAUGACGGUCGACGGCAACAUGAACGACGCGCCCAACUACUUCCCUAACAGCGUCGGCGGACCUGUUGAAAGCCCCGCAUUGCGCUACCACGCGUACCAAGGGGAUCACUCGGUGGUGGACAAGUUCUCGACGGCGGACGACGACAACUUCUCCCAAGUGGGGACUUCUACCUGCAAGCUCGCGCCAUUGCCAACUUCUGCAAGGCGGACCCGGACUAUGGACUGA